AUUUCAGUCUGUUAACGGUGGUUUCGGUAUCGGUGGUGCUUUCGGAAAAAACGAUUCCUGGAUUUAUUACUUCCUGCCCUAGCUGAGCUUCAACAAGCGUUUGUAGAAACGGUCAUGUAAAUGAUCCUGAACUAGAGUUCCCCGUCCCCGUGCAGUUCCUGUUUGUUGGCGAUUUACCUGGGAUACCGAAACGGGUUGCAGAUCCAGCUUCAUCAACUAUUGUCCUUAGUUCAAAACAACUAUCAAGUGCCAAACAUUUCGUUGAUGCCUGAAUAUGACCCCAAAACUACCGAUAACCGAGUUUGGAAAAUGGCAAGCUCGAGCUGUUCUGCUAAUAUUUCUGUGCAAAAUUCCGUCAUCUUGGUUUAUGGCUUGUUUGAUAUUCACAGCCCCGGCACCCAAACACGGAGAGUUUUUCUGCAAACCGCCCGUCCCCAUCAAUGUUAUUAAUAGAACCGAGUGGAUAAAAGUAUCACACCCGCUGAAGGAGGAAAUCAACGAUGAGGAGUUCGCUAUCGAUUAUUGCAACGUGUUUGAAGAUGCUUUGGAGCACAGUCUGCAGUUCUACAAAGACCCUGAAUUCAAACCGUGGAUUCAACCGAAAAAUGGAACUAAAAUAGUACCGUGCGAAACGUUCGAGCACCAUGCUGAUUAUAACUCGGUUAUAACACAGUUUGAUUUGGUGUGUUCAAGAGACAUUCUAGUGGCGACAACCCAAUUCUUUCAUCUCUUUGGAGUGCUGCUCGGAGGUAUCAUCACAACCAAACUGAUGGAGAGUAUAAGCCCUCGCAACACCAUGUUAUUGGGUAUGUACGCUCAAAUCAUAUGUGGCUGCACUACAGGGUUGGUAAAUGUGUUCGAAUUGCAUAUGAUGUUUCGCUGUCUAAGCGCGAUAUGCUGCGGCCUGAUGUACACGGCAGGUGGAGUGAUCAUGGCCGACAUAACGGGAGGAAAGUAUAAAACAGCAACAAUUUGCUUCUUCGAGCAGUUCUGGUCUAUAGGAGUUAUUCUUCUACCCGGAGUAGCAUCGUUCUGGAGCAACUGGUCUCAUCUAUACCUGGCAAUAUCCCUGCCAACUUUUAUACUUAUAAUACUGCACAGAUGGAUCCCAGACUCCCCGAAAUGGCUACUCGCGAAAGGGCGCAUAAAAGAAGCUAAAGCGUUUCUUCUGGAUGCAACUGAGGUCAAUCAAAAUCAGCGCGAUGUACCAGAAGACUUUGACCAACUGUUAAAGGAUGUCUCUGUUUCGCUCCAAUCGGAACAGGCUCCGGAUCCGUGGUGGUCCAUUUGGAAAGAAAAAUCAGCCGUUAAGAAUUUGAUUUGCGUUCAUUUGGCGUGGUCAAUUUUUAUUGUAGUGUACUAUGGGAUGCUUCUGAAUAUACGCGCUUUUGGUCGAGAUCAUCUUCAAAUCAACACGGUGAUAGCAGGUGCUUCCGAAAUUCUUGGAACCUUCUUAGGAUUCUAUCUCAUAAUGAACACAACGAAAAAGUGGUUCCUCACCGGCCUUCUCAACAUCAUAGGCGGUCUAAUCGCAUACCUUGCCUGGACGAUUCCACCGGAGAUUACAGGAAAUAAACGGGUCGUUCUCCUCAUGCUGACAGCGAUGGUGUCGAAGGUAACAAUAUCUUCUUGCCUGGCGAUUUUGACAACGUGCACCACUGAAGUAGUGAGUGAUUGCAAGAAAAAAGGAGCAGCAUAUUCUUCGAUAUGUUGGGCGAGGAUAUGGUUACUUUGCGCACCUUUCCUCGGAGCUACAAUCAUUUUCGGUCAACUGAUCCCACAAACUGUAUUUGCUUCGCUAACGAUACUGGGAGGAAUAAUCGUUGGAAGCAUUCACAGUCCCCGGACACAUCCAAAUGCAAAGAAAAACUCAAUCUAUCCAGAAACUAUUGUUCCUGACACUGUGUGGUCGAUAAAGGUACCAAAGACUUCAUGAUUUUGAAUAGGAUUAGGCUAAAGACUCUGAAGAGAAUUGGCAACGAGUUACCUCUAUUAUGUGCUAAGUACUAAGUUUAUGGUUGUGACUCUUACUACAGUUGACGUAAAAUGUUUAUAGCAGUAUUCUUGUCAAUAAAACUAUUUCUAUUAAUUUUAAAGUAUAACUAAGAGUUUAUUUUGGGACGAUUGUCAUUGAAAGAUUUUACUACAUUGUGUACGGACUUGCGCAUAUCGAUGACCACUUCUUUAACUAAGUUUUUGAAGAAAGCAUCGUGCGGUUUUUCACUAUAACGUUCAAAGAAAUCCAAAGAAUCUUGAAGCUUCAACGUAAGGUCGUAAUUUUUCUGUAUUUGAUUCAAAAUUUGUUCUUCAGUAGGUGUGGAGAGUGAUUCUGCUGACAGCCAUUCUUUUAUUUUUAUCUGAAAAAGGAACGU
Molecule: messenger RNA, 2372 nt
Organism: Uranotaenia lowii
Lineage: Eukaryota; Metazoa; Arthropoda; Insecta; Diptera; Culicidae
Product: organic cation transporter protein
Exons: 12
Coding region: 275-1936 (553 amino acids)
Biological process (GO): transmembrane transport
Molecular function (GO): transmembrane transporter activity
Source: RefSeq, a predicted model, not a curated record